This is a messenger RNA of Electrophorus electricus (electric eel), 2676 nucleotides long. RefSeq names its product cilia and flagella associated protein 92 (putative) (gene cfap92). The record is from RefSeq and is a predicted model, not a curated record. NCBI's taxonomy places the organism in Eukaryota, Metazoa, Chordata, Actinopteri, Gymnotiformes, Gymnotidae.
UUCUAUAAUUAUUGAAAUUAUUAUUUUCUAUAAUCAUCUUAAAGCUAAAUGUCAAUCAUCAUUAUUAUGGUCAUGAUUAUUUAAAUACUUCUACAUACUGUCUGGAGAGUUUGAAAUAGUGCUCUUGUCCAAAGCUCAAAGCUUACGUAACUUUGUGUAAUUUCACCCAUUCAUUUAGUGAGGAGUAGGACAGACCAGGUCUUGAAGGCAUCUGAAGAGAAGCCUGCUCAGAAAUCAGCCCAGGAGAACACAGCAAAGAUGGAACACAAGCACAGGGAUGGAGUCGCCUCAGCGCAGCUCGAUAUCGUCUACCUUCUCGCAGGAGAUACCUGUCUUACGGAGUGCUUCGUGACGUGCUCCGGACGGGUGAGUGCCGGACUGUGCAGCGUCUCCCUGGACCAGCCGCUCCUGUCUGAAGGGCUCUCGGCCGAGCUGAACCCACUGGUCAUUACUGUUCUCUCUGCCAGCUCUCUGCCAUCCACCCCCGUCCCCUACCACGUGCUCCAGCAAAAGUGUCUGCCUGUGUACUGCCAGUACAGUUUCCCCAGCAUGCCCGUACACAGGACCAAAGGGCAGCAGCACAGUUCAAAUGUCUACUUCAGAGAUGUGAACGUGAUCUUCACUGGUCUGCUGAGUGCCGGAGAACUCCUCCAGACGCUCGGAGGUACGGUGCUAGAAAUCGAAGUUCAUGACCGUGACAGGAAAGCUGAUAAACCUCCCGCGAGUCCAGCAGUUUUCGGCACGGAGCCCGACGAUGAGAAGCUAGCCAGAGCAGUUCUUGUCCCAACCAAACGCACUACCCACAAUGCCUUUAGAGAGAACAAAAAACUGCGUGAACCAUAUGGCAUUGCCAAGCUGCAUCUUUCUGAUCUCCUCCGAGGGCACAGGUGUUUGAAUCUCAUCUUACCUGUAAGAGGUUCCCACCCAGGGUCAUGGCUAGGUGGCGAGGGGAAUAAAUGGGAAGCAAAGUUACCUGAACCAGCAGUUGCUCUGGCCAGACGCUGGGUCGACUCUAUGCCCAUGGGGCAUUAUAUAGAUGCCAACACUAAGCUCAAAGUGCAGGUGGAGAUAGCACGACCGUUGGACCCCGAUCUUGUCAGACAUGGAGGACAACGUCCCUUUGGCCGCAUCGUUUACGUCUUCAGACGCAACAAUGUUCCUGUCCUCAGAAAACUGAGGUUGGAGAUUUUACGAGUCAAUGCUGAGGCUUUCCGACUGGACUCGGCAGCAGCUCAGAGCGUCCUGUGUGGUCACAGAAUGAACUCCAAAGAAAGAGCAAACCAGAACCUGAACAUUCUGACAGGGUUUCAUGUGGUGGAUCAGUCUCUGCACCUCUGUGUUCUGGAGGGACUUAAAGAACAAGCAGUCAGGAAUCUCUGGGAAACGGUACCAAUAAAGUUGAAUGAGGAGGUGGAAAAGCGGGUCACAGUUCUUUACAACUCGGGCCUGGGCUUCUCAGAGAGGCUCUAUGACACGCUGGACGUGGGGGUGACUCCAGUUCUUCUCCAACAGCCACUGGCGAGGAUCGUGAAGGAACCGCUGGUGUACAUCAGAGGCACCUUGCCCUAUGCCUGCCUUCAGGCCAUUUUACGAAUAAACCACCUCUGCCAGGCGAAGAAGCUUGAAGAUGCUGUGCAGAACAAUCUGUUCCCAUCAGCCAUGAUGGUUCUAAGCUUGGAUAAGGAGUUUGGAUUGGUUCCUAGGGGAGGGCUGGUGGGAUUCAUGGGAGAGAGCACAGAUACGCAGGAGCGUCGCCACGUUUCUCCGAGGAGGGCGCACACUCCACUCGACAACUCCAACGAAGAGUACUUGGCAUGGAAACGACGUGAAGCAAGUCAAGGUCUUUACGCGAAAAACUUUGUUCGGGUCAAUGUCGAGGAAGUCCAAAAGGCAAGCAGUGCUUUAAGGAGGCCUAAACCAAACGUGAUGGUGGUGGAAACAGCUGGUAGUCGACCUGUCCACAACUACAGCAUUCAAACCAUGAACUGUACCGCCAGGGCCCUGAAGCUCCUGCGUGAGCAAAUGGCAAAGGAGCCAGCUCGCAGGUUCUCCCAUAGCCAGCAUUACCACUCCUUCACGGUGGCUCCGGUGGAUGUGGAGGCAGAACGGAAAGCCUCAGAGUCCAGGUCUCGUGCCGCCUGGCGCACCUACGAUGGCUUUGUCUGUCCGGGCUUCAAGAGCAGCAUGGAGUCCAACAGACACCCCAAACAGCCUGACAAGGCUCGUUCGGAGGAGCUCAGAAAGCCCUGGAGAGAGAAUGUUCUCCAUGGGAACACGCUAAGGCCCACCCUGAACAGGGCCACAUGGCCAUGGAACCAACGGCAUGAGGACUUUGAGCUUUAUGCCAAACCCCCGCCUGCGUUCAGCCCAGAGCCCCCCGUCACCGUUCACCUUGCAGGAGAGGCCUUGCGGCAGGAGCAGCUCCAGGCUGCGCGUGCUCAGUACGCCAGCUGGCUGGGGAAGGUCUUGCCUAAUAAGAACUGCCUGGGUAGCAGCCGCAUCCCUGAAUUCAAGUGCCACACGAGAAGAGCAGGUCUGGAUAAACUAAAGGACCUGCUGAAGGACAAGCCCAUGAAACUCUCUCUGAAGACAGUGUGGAAAGAGUUAAAGGUAAAGCGUUCUAGAACGAUGCAUUUCACUUUUACACACACACACACACACAUUUUCUGCAAAAAA